CGCCUUCUGGCUUUUUCUCCUGCCCGGUACUUUCGGUUUUCUGCGCUGGGCCUGUCAAAGCUCCCUGGAGACCUCGGGGACUGCGCCCCUCAGACCCUCUUGGGACGUAGCUGAGUGGCGCAGGGAGAUCUGUCUAGACUCGAGCUCCUGAGUGCAUCAUAUCAACACUGUUCCAUCCUCUGAGCCGACGCCACUCCGUGCAUGCAACGGGCGUAUAACUUGCUGUGUGUGGUGGUCGCUUGUGUUGAACCCCCAGUCUGCACCCGGAGACAGCCCAGUAAGUCUUCGUGGACACGAAAGUAUUUGGAAUCUCAGCUCUUACCGGCUUUCUAAAACUUAAAGAGGAUGUCGCAGUGGUACGAGCUUCAGCAGCUGGACUCCAAGUUCCUGGAGCAGGUGCACCAGCUGUACGAUGACAGUUUCCCCAUGGAAAUCAGACAGUACCUGGCCCAGUGGCUAGAAAAGCAAGACUGGGAGCAUGCUGCCUACGACGUCUCGUUCGCCACCAUCCGCUUCCAUGACCUGCUCUCCCAGCUGGAUGACCAGUACAGCCGCUUUUCUUUGGAGAAUAAUUUCUUGUUGCAGCACAACAUAAGGAAAAGCAAGCGUAAUCUCCAGGAUAACUUCCAAGAAGAUCCCGUACAGAUGUCCAUGAUCAUCCACAACUGUCUGAAGGAGGAGAGGAAGAUUUUGGAAAAUGCCCAGCGGUUUAAUCAGGCCCAGGAGGGAAAUAUUCAGAACACCGUGAUGUUAGAUAAACAGAAGGAGCUGGACAGUAAAGUCAGAAAUGUGAAGGACCAAGUCAUGUGCAUAGAGCAUGAAAUCAAGACCCUAGAAGACUUACAAGAUGAAUAUGACUUUAAAUGCAAAACCUCUCAGAACAGAGAAAGUGAAGCCAACGGUGUGGCGAAGAGUGACCAGAAACAGGAACAGCUGCUGUUGCAUAAGAUGUUCUUAAUGCUCGACAACAAGAGAAAGGAGAUAAUUCACAAAAUCAGAGAGCUGCUGAACUCCAUCGAGCUCACUCAGAACACUCUGAUUAAUGAUGAGCUUGUGGAGUGGAAGCGAAGACAGCAGAGUGCCUGCAUUGGGGGACCGCCCAAUGCCUGCCUGGAUCAGCUGCAAAGCUGGUUCACCAUUGUUGCAGAGAGCCUGCAGCAGGUCCGUCAGCAGCUUAAAAAGCUAGAGGAGUUGGAACAGAAAUUCACCUAUGAGCAGGACCCUAUUACAAAAAACAAGCAGGUGUUAUCCGAUCGCACCUUCGUCCUCUUCCAGCAGCUCAUUCAGAGCUCCUUUGUGGUGGAACGACAGCCGUGCAUGCCAACUCACCCUCAGAGGCCCCUGGUCUUGAAGACUGGGGUACAGUUCACUGUGAAGCUGAGACUGUUGGUGAAAUUGCAAGAACUGAACUAUAACUUGAAAGUGAAAGUCUCAUUUGACAAAGAUGUGAACGAGAAAAACACAGUGAAAGGAUUCCGGAAGUUCAACAUCUUGGGUACUCACACAAAAGUGAUGAACAUGGAAGAAUCCACCAACGGAAGUUUGGCAGCUGAGUUCCGACACCUGCAACUGAAGGAACAGAAAAAUGCUGGGAACAGAACCAAUGAGGGUCCUCUCAUUGUCACCGAAGAACUUCACUCUCUUAGCUUUGAAACCCAGUUGUGCCAGCCAGGCUUGGUGAUUGACCUUGAGACCACCUCUCUUCCCGUCGUGGUGAUCUCCAAUGUCAGCCAGCUCCCCAGUGGCUGGGCUUCUAUCCUGUGGUACAACAUGCUGGUGACAGAGCCCAGGAAUCUCUCCUUCUUCCUGAACCCACCGUGUGCGUGGUGGUCCCAGCUCUCAGAGGUGCUGAGUUGGCAGUUUUCGUCAGUCACCAAGAGAGGUCUCAACGCAGACCAGCUGAGCAUGCUGGGGGAGAAGCUUCUGGGCCCUAAUGCUGGCCCUGAUGGUCUUAUUCCAUGGACAAGGUUCUGUAAGGAAAAUAUUAACGAUAAGAAUUUCUCCUUCUGGCCUUGGAUUGACACCAUCCUAGAACUCAUUAAGAAGCACCUGCUUUGCCUCUGGAAUGAUGGGUGCAUCAUGGGCUUUAUCAGCAAGGAGCGAGAACGUGCUCUGCUCAAGGACCAGCAGCCCGGGACGUUCCUGCUUAGGUUCAGUGAGAGCUCCCGGGAAGGGGCCAUCACAUUCACAUGGGUGGAACGGUCCCAAAAUGGAGGUGAACCCGACUUCCAUGCUGUUGAGCCCUACACGAAGAAAGAACUUUCAGCUGUUACUUUCCCAGAUAUUAUUCGCAAUUACAAAGUCAUGGCUGCUGAGAAUAUACCAGAGAAUCCCCUGAAGUAUCUGUAUCCCAAUAUUGACAAAGACCAUGCCUUCGGGAAGUACUACUCCAGGCCAAAGGAAGCACCAGAACCAAUGGAGCUCGAUGACCCUAAGAGAACUGGAUACAUCAAGACUGAGUUGAUUUCUGUGUCUGAAGUCCACCCUUCUAGACUUCAGAGCACAGAAAACCUGCUUCCCAUGUCUCCAGAGGAGUUUGACGAGAUGUCCAAGAUAGUGGGCUCUGAACUUGACAGUAUGAUGAGUGCAGUAUAAACACGAAUUUCUCUCUUCUUUGGCGACAUUUUUCUUCCCAUCUGUGAUUCCUUCCUGCUACUGUUCCUUCAUAUGCUGUAUUUCUAGGGAAAUCAAGAAAGAACAGCCCAUUUGUUGAACCCUGUUGAUAGCAAGUGGAUAUUUCUCUAAUUAGAAACCUGUUACUCUGAAGGACUUCAUGCAUCUUACUGAAGGUGAAACGGAAAGUUACUUAUGCAAAGUGGAUUUUGUAAACAAAAACAAGAGAGCCACCCACGCCUCAGGACCGGAGUGUGAGUGUUGUGGGAAGGGUGAGGAGUACAGUAACUCUAGAAAUACUCUGUAGUCAGUGCCUACGUGCUGCACUGGAAGAUACUUACGUGGGGAGGGACCUUCGUGAUGUGGGGAUAUUUCUGUCCUGGAGAUACAUGUCCCCUCUCCUCUAUGGCUGCAAGUCUUCCACUGUCUUACGUAUGGCAUGGUUCAAAGUCAACUUUAGAUACAAUGAUAUGUCAGACUGGAGUGGGCAUUCUUCAUCAGAGUGGGAAGGAAACAGUUGUGUUCCUUAAUGCAGCUUCUGCAUUGGCCAUGUUAAUCUUAAGGCUUGGUUGCUCUCUUCAGGAUUAGCUUUGUUGGUGGCUAUGGCUGAACAAAACUAAACACCAGUAGAAGUAGGAACAUUUUCAUGAGUACUCUUUUCAGUCUGUACUCCACCAAGCUAAACAGUUUUUGCUGUCUUUUUGGUCAUUGGUUGAAUAAAAUUGUCUUUGCACAUCUA
Molecule: messenger RNA, 3352 nt
Organism: Rattus rattus (black rat)
Lineage: Eukaryota; Metazoa; Chordata; Mammalia; Rodentia; Muridae
Gene: Stat1
Product: signal transducer and activator of transcription 1
Exons: 25
Coding region: 346-2595 (749 amino acids)
Biological process (GO): cell surface receptor signaling pathway via JAK-STAT; regulation of cell population proliferation; type I interferon-mediated signaling pathway
Molecular function (GO): RNA polymerase II cis-regulatory region sequence-specific DNA binding; DNA-binding transcription factor activity, RNA polymerase II-specific
Source: RefSeq, a predicted model, not a curated record